GAAAACAGGUGAAGAAGAAACCGCUUCUUCUUCGUGCUUUGCUUUCUUUGUAGCAUCGCUGUGUCUGCUGUUCUUAUAACAUCAGAAGUUUUCAAUGACUGUUUAAAACAGAGAAAUUAACACAGAGGAGGAUCUGCUGCUAAAAGUUUAACAACAUGAAGCUCAACAUAGACGGACUGUUAGUGUAUUUUCCAUAUGACUACAUUUACCCUGAGCAGUACUCCUACAUGCUGGAGCUGAAGAGGACUCUGGAUGCUAAGGGUCAUGGAGUCCUGGAGAUGCCUUCAGGGACAGGGAAGACCAUCUCUCUGCUGUCUCUCAUCGUCGCCUAUCAAAAGGCGUUUCCCUUAGAAGUGACCAAACUUAUAUACUGCUCCAGGACGGUCCCUGAGAUCGAGAAGGUCGUGGAGGAGCUCAGGAAGUUGAUGGAGUUUUAUUCCAAACAAACUGGAGAGACGAACAACUUCCUGGCUCUGGCCCUCUCCUCCAGGAAAAACCUCUGCAUCCACCCGGAGGUGAGCGCUCUGCGCUUUGGUAAAGAGGUUGACGGGAAAUGUCACAGUCUGACGGCGUCGUACAUUCGAGCCCAACGCCACAGUGACCCGGACCAGCCCGUGUGUCGCUUCUAUGAGGAGUUUGAUUCAGUCGGCCGACAGGUUCCUCUUCCUGCAGGCGUCUACAACCUCGACGACCUGAAGGACUUUGGCAGAAGGAAAGGCUGGUGUCCGUAUUAUCUGGCACGCUACGCGAUCCUGCACGCUAACAUCGUGGUGUACAGCUACCACUACCUGCUGGACCCAAAGAUAGCCGACCUGGUGUCCAAAGAGCUCGCCAAGAAGUCUGUGGUGGUGUUCGAUGAGGCUCAUAACAUCGACAACGUGUGCAUCGACUCCAUGAGCGUGAACAUCACCAGACGGACGCUCGACCGAUGUCAGACUAACGUGGACACGCUGCAGAACACCAUACAGAAGAUUAAAGAAACAGAUGCUUUCAAACUGAAGGAGGAGUACCGGCGAUUGGUGGAGGGUCUAAAGGAAGCCAACGUCGCCAGAGAAACAGACGUCUACCUCGCAAAUCCUGUGUUACCAGAUGAAAUCCUUCGAGAGGCCGUCCCCGGUACGAUCCGUACAGCAGAGCACUUUGUCUCCUUCUUGAGACGAUUCCUGGAGUAUCUGAAGUCCCGUCUGAGGGUCCAGCACGUGGUCCAGGAAAGCACCCCUCAGUUCCUCAAAGACAUUUUUGACAAAGUCUGCAUCGACCGCAAACCUCUCAGGUUCUGUGCGGAGCGGUUACAGUCGUUACUACGAACUCUGGAGAUCGCAGACAUCGCAGACUUCUCCGCUGUUACUCUCAUCUCCAGCUUUGCUACUCUGGUCAGCACCUACAGCCAAGGUUUCACUAUAAUCAUUGAACCCUUUGAAGACAGAACUCCAACCAUCGCCAACCCCGUGCUUCACUUCAGCUGUAUGGAUCCGUCUAUAGCCAUCAAACCUGUUUUUCAAAGGUUCCAGUCGGUCGUCAUCACCUCGGGGACUCUCUCUCCUCUGGACAUCUAUCCCAGAAUCCUCGACUUCCGCCCGGUGACCAUGGCGUCCUUCACCAUGACGCUGGCUCGGACCUGCCUCUGUCCUCUGAUCGUCGGCAGAGGAAAUGAUCAGGUGGCACUGAGCUCAAAGUUUGAGACCAGAGAAGACUUUGCUGUGAUUCGCAACUACGGAAACCUCCUUCUGGAGAUGUCUGCGAUCGUUCCUGACGGCAUCGUGGCUUUUUUCACCAGCUACGUCUACAUGGAGAACAUCGUGGCCUCCUGGUAUGAACAGGGUAUUUUGGAGAACAUCCAGAGGAACAAGCUGAUCUUCAUUGAGACUCCAGACGCUGCAGAGACGAGCAUGGCUCUUGAGAAGUUCCAGGAGGCCUGUGAGAACGGCAGAGGAGCGAUCCUCCUCUCUGUGGCCCGGGGGAAGGUUUCUGAAGGAAUAGAUUUCGUGCAUCACUUCGGCCGAGCCGUCAUCAUGUUUGGAGUCCCUUAUGUUUACACCCAGAGCCGGAUCCUCAAGGCUCGUCUGGAGUACCUGAGGGAUCAGUUUCAGAUCAGAGAGAACGACUUCCUGACGUUUGAUGCCAUGCGUCACGCGGCUCAGUGUGUGGGCAGAGCCAUCAGAGGGAAGACCGACUACGGACUCAUGAUCUUUGCCGACAAGCGUUACGCCCGAGCAGACAAACGUGGAAAGCUCCCUCGCUGGAUUCAGGAACACAUCAACGACGGGAGUCUGAACCUCACCGUGGACGAAACCGUUCACCUCUCCAAGCACUUCCUGCGGCAGAUGGCUCAGCCUUUCAGACAGGAGGACCAGCUGGGUCUGUCUCUGCUGACUCUGGAGCAGCUGGAGUCCGAGGAGAUGCUGAAGAAAAUCACUCAGAUUGCUCAUCAGACCUGAAGGUGACAUCACUGCACAUCGUCACUGCACUGUAGUGUGAGAGAGGCCGUCACUGUGCGUGUAUCAUCAGAGCAGGUCACACAGCAGGAGCGACGGAGGUUUCAAUAAAGUUUGGGGGUUUUGAACACACACAUUCUCUUUAUAUAGAAAUAAGGUGUUCAGUUUUUCACGUCACAGAAUUUACUACAAAAUAAAAUCACCACAGUCUUUAUCAACACUCUAAACGUGAAGCUGCAAUUAAACACAAUUAACCACAGUCAUCUGAGAGGUAAAAUAAUGUACAGCUCACACUUUGUGACAGGAUCACCUCUAUAAACUUCAUCAGCUCUUAAAUUGGCUCUGUGUUUAAGAGUUAUCACACUUAUAUAAAACUGCCACUCAAGCUUCACACUGUGCUUAUUUAUCAAGUCUGUUCAGUUUGUUCCCGCCCUCCUUAACUUCAUCCACUCGGUGUUACAUGAGGUGCAGGGAUCAGCCGUUAAACUGAGGCAGAGAUCAGUUCCUGUGUUUUCAGUGUUCAGUAUUAAACAUUACUUACAGACAAGAACUCCUGAAUUAAAGAGCUGUUUUCAUAAGUACUGUGUUUGAGAAGAUAUAAUCAGUCAUCAGCAGGUCAACAUGUUGCUCCAUGUGUGUGUGUGUGUGAUAUCAGUCCAUAAUGUGUCUGUCAUACAGGCAACAACUACUGUUAAGUUUCCUUUGCUACUGCAUCUGUACAUAGUGGCCUUUUAUACCCAGCAUGAGUAUGUUGUUCAAGCAGGAUGUUUAAAUAUAACAUUUUGUAUUUAGUA
Molecule: messenger RNA, 3229 nt
Organism: Notolabrus celidotus (New Zealand spotty)
Lineage: Eukaryota; Metazoa; Chordata; Actinopteri; Labriformes; Labridae
Gene: ercc2
Product: excision repair cross-complementation group 2
Exons: 23
Coding region: 156-2438 (760 amino acids)
Biological process (GO): positive regulation of mitotic recombination; nucleotide-excision repair; transcription by RNA polymerase II
Cellular component (GO): nucleus
Molecular function (GO): ATP binding; DNA helicase activity; damaged DNA binding
Source: RefSeq, a predicted model, not a curated record